UACUGAUAUGUCCUCUCAGACCGUUGAUCUGGAGUAGGACUAGGUAGGGUUAAAUAGUGGAGGGGUGGUGUUUUUGUUGUUGUUGAGAGAGUUAGUAGGUGGUAGGGUAAUUUUCCUUUUCCACAAUUUUGCAUUAUUGUAUCUAAGAAUAUAAUGUAGGUAGGCCAUGAAUGGUCUCACACGCCAGUACAGUAGGUGGUGCUCUAUGCACAUAAAAGUUGGAUGCAAUCCGCCAACCAAAUUCCCAAAGAAUAAGAAGAAGAUGAAAUCCGUGACCCGGAAGUACAUAGUUAUUCUUGCUGUGGUCGCUGUUAUUGACAGUUAUUUAAAGAAUACGAUGGUAUUUGACUGGUAAAUAAUGUAAUCAAGAGGAGGUUAUCCAAUCACGGAUUGUCAAUAACACAUGGCAAGCAACUUGAAAUUUUGUUUUUGACGCGCACCAUGGCAGCUCGCUCAAGAUAUGAUGGCUACACAUACCCACAUUACACCCAUCUCCAGUUAUGAUGGGCACACAUGAUGACAUCCCCCUGGACAGUACUACGCCUAGAUUGACUAGCCACAAUGAAGAGCGGAAUCUCCUUCGCAUCCGAGAGUGGGAGAGGCGGAACCAGGAAGCCCUCCAGGAGAAGGAGUUCUACCAGGAGAACGUUCCCCUUUUUGGGGAACCCUACAAGACAAACAAAGGAGAUGAGCUUUCCAGCCGUAUACAGAGAAUGCUGGGUAGUUAUGAAAAUGUGAAAAUCUCCAACUCUCAUCUGUGUUUGGACAGUAGCUUCUCUAAUGACCCCCCAUCUCACGUCACCACAACAUAUAGGCGGCCAUCUCACAGCCGAGACAGAGUGAAGCCUGCAUUCCAGAACACUCCUCUGUACGGGGCAGGCCAGAAUGGUAGUGGUGGUCCCUCCAUUAGCAGGCAAACUUCUCAGCCUCUGAAGAGGCUCCCUGUUCCCUCCUCCCACACCCAGUCCUCACUGGGUCUCAGUCAAGCCCUGGCCAGCCCUGAUCCCCUCCAGGGGAAAGCUGAACCCUGCCCCUGGCCAGACCUGAGGGAGUAUGCCAGUCUUAGUCCGGUCCUCUCCACCCUGUCCCCCCCAGCUGAGCCCCUAUCCCCCCUACAUUCCAGUGACCCCAGUGACUCUGAGCCCCAGGACACCCCUGACAGGCACCAAGGAUCCCCCCUGCACACCGAGAGGCACCCGGCCUCCCUCCUGCACCCCGACUCCCCUGUCCCAAUGGAGGGGUCCCCUCUGGAUGACCCCCAGAGAGACAUCCCACUUCUGGCCAUCGAGGGAGCAACAACCCUGCCCUCUCAGACAUUCCCUCUACCACUGGCCUCUAAACCAAAUCUGGUCAUGCCCCAGAAGCCCACAGCCUACGUCCGGCCCAUGGACGGCCAGGACCAGGUGACCAGCGAGUCUCCGGACCUCAAGCCCUCUCCUGAAGGCUUCCAUGGACAGUCUUAUCAUCAUGAACCCUUACCAGACUUGAAAAUCACCAAGCCCAGCCUUUCCAAACUGAAGAUUCCAUCACAGUCUAUAGAGACUCUGUCAAAUAAAGCUCACUGUGUGGAGGACAUUCUGAGGGAAAUGACCCACUCCUGGCCUCCUCUUCUGACUGCCAUCCACACACCCAGCACAGCUGAGCCCUCCAAGUUCUCCUUCCCAGUCAAGGAAGCACAGCAUGUCCCACCUGCAUUUCCAGGACAAAAACACUAUGGAUCACCUCCGCUAGCCUCUUCCUCCAGACUCAUCUGUCAACAGAGCUCAUCGUCCUUCAGUACGGUUGUAGCAACACAUUCCAGUGGGGUGGAGUCAGCCAGCUCCAGUGACUCCGAGAGCAGCUCAGGGUCAGACUCAGACAGUGAGAGCAGUGAGAGUGGGACAGAGGAGGCCCCACAACCCAUCAGGAGCAGCAGCCCACCAGUACCCAAGGCUGAAGGCCCCGUGGUGACUAACUGGCAGCUGAAUAACUGGAUCAGAGUGAGCCAGCAGAACCCCAUCACAGAGAGCCAGAGUGACACUGUCCAAAGCCCUUUACCGAAACAGCAGCAGAGCCAUGACUCAGAGGAGGAGGCCAUUCCUCCCAGGGACUACAAAUCCCACACACCACCACAAUACCCAGAGUUCAGCGAUAGUGAAGCCAAACCUCCAGGAAGUGAGGACGUUGCCUGCAAACAGCAUGUCCGCCACAAGUCCCCGGCCGUCUCACAUGUUGGGGACAGCAGCAGCCAGAGAAAAACUGUGGGGAACAAACAUCCCUCCAGACCAGUUAAGGCUCCCCGUCCUGAGGACUCCCAGGCUGGGCUGCGGGUGGAGAGUGUGGAGGUAGCCCCCCGCGACAAAGACCCCUCGUUCACAGACAGGCCAAAGGUCAAAACGAAAACCGGGCACAGCAGCAAGAGUGGCAGCGCCAUAACGGACAGUAAGAAGCCUGCCAAGCGCAACUCUUUGGAGAAGAGGAAGACUAAACAACCAGAGUCUGGAAGCAGUGGUCCCAAGAUGACUCUGAUGCUGGACUGUAAGAGGGAGAGGUCUCGCAGUCCCAGCCCUGCCCGGGUGGUGGAAACCUCCGUCAGUGUCAGGAAAGAGACCCUCCCGGCCCCUCAUAAAGGCCAGAAAACGCCCAGGAGCUACUCUGCAGCUGCAGCACACCAGGCCAAACGGGAGUCCUCAGCCAAAGCUUCCAGGGCCCCCCAGGGACCUCCACGUGCCCUGCUGGUGAAGAUUGAGCUCAAUCUGCUGUCCAGGGUCCCUCCCCAGGGCUCCAGGCCUUCUCAUGGAGGCCAGGAACCAACCAGCAGGAAGAGGCCCAACACAGCCCGAGAGAGGGGAGACGGGGACCCUGCUUCCCCCAUCACUACCAAAGUCUGCAAAAAGAGACCGGCUGAGAAGGAUGCAAAAUCCCUGCCAAGGAAGAAGCCAAAACUGGAGAAAGAUCCCAAACACUCCUCUUCAUGUCCUGGUUCCUGCAAGUCUGCGACGCCCAAGAACCCUGGAGAGGAGGAGGUGGAGAGGAUGCGGUCGAAGAAGGGGGCUUCUGUCCCUCUGCAAGACCCUGGGAAAGAGCCGGGGAGGCGCAAGCGGCUUGCAGGGGAGACCCCAGAGCCCAACGCUGCCUCAGCAGCCAAAAGCAAGGACAGGGAGGCCUCCACCCCCGUCAAACACAAGAAGGGCACUGGGAAACGACACACAGAGCAUUCCAAGACUGGCAAGGCCCCCAAGAGCAGCUUUGCCUUCUCUGUGCCUGCCCAGCUCACCGGGGGUUCCCUGUCCUCCAGACCUCUGCUCAAGGUCGAGGACAGGCAGCACCCAGUGGAGUAUCAUAUGAAGGAAGCCAAAAAACUCAAGCACAAAGCAGAUGCCACGUCUGAUAAGGUUGGCAAAGCUUUCAACUACCUCGAUGCUGCCAUGUCCUUUGUGGAGAGCGGCAUCGCUAUGGAAACCGAUCCCCAGACCCCGAAGUCGGCAUAUACGAUGUUCGCUGAAACCUUGGAUCUGAUAAGGUUCAUACUGAAACUGAAGGGUUCUGUGGACCCCUCUGCCCCUGUUACAGACAAGGAUUUUACAAUAUUAUGUAUGAGGUGCCAGUCCCUUCUACAGAUGGCCAUGUUUCGCUACAAAAGAGAAACGGCACUUAAGUAUUCAAGGACCCUCACGGAUCAUUUCAAGAGCUCCUCCAAGUCUGCAGCCCCCUCCCAAUGUGUCUCAAAGUGAAAAUUGUGGAGUAACUACAAUGUUGAUCCAUCCUCAGGAGAAAACUAUCACAGCCAUCAAACUCUGUUUUAAAAUCCCCAUUGGCCUCAUGGGGAAAUCCUUCCACUCUGGCAAGAGUUAGGAAGGACACCAGUAGCUUUGUAGUUACUGGGUGUAAUGAUACACCGUCCAAAACCUAGUUAAUAACUUUACCAUACUCAAAAGUAUGUUCACUGUAUGCUUUUGUUUAUUUUUACCCAUCUGCCAAUCGGAGACCUUUGUGAGUUAUUGGAAAACCUCCCUGGUCUUUUUGGUUGAAUCUGUGCUUGAAAUUCAGUACUCGACUGAGGGACCAUUCAGAUAAUUGUGGGUAUUUUCUAUAGAUCAGUGAAACAAAAUCCCAAUUUAAUAAAUGUUUAAUUCAGACUGUAACCCAACAUAAUGUGGAAAAAGUUUUGUGAAUUUCGUGAAUGAAUAGAAAAGGUGUGUGUGUGUGUGUGUGUGUGUGUGUGUGUGUGUGUGUGUGUGUGUGUGUGUGUGUACAGCAGUAGUUAUAUUGACUAGAAUUCAAAAAUAUAAAAGUGUUGGUCCCUUGUUUCAUGAACUUAAAUAAAAGAUCCCAGAAAUUGUGCACAAAUGUGUUUACAUCCCUGUUAGUGAGCAUUUCUCCUUUGCCAAGAUGAGGAUUAAACAGCGUGAUCAUUACACAGGUGAACCUUGUGCCACUCUAAAAUGUGCAGUUUUGUAAAACAACGUGUCAAGUUUUGGGGGAGUGUUGCAGGAAAGUCCAUCAGAGCUAUUGUCAGAGAAUUGAAUGUUCUGAAACAAAGCUUAAAAUGUUCCAUUUCUUCCAUGGCCUACAUGCUCAGACAUGUCACCCAUUGAGCAGUUUGGGAUGCUCUGGAUCAACGUGUACGACAGGUUUUUCCAUUUCCCGCCAAUAUCCAGCAACUUUACAUUUAUUUUCAGCUCACGUCAUGUUAAUUAAACUUUUUGUGCCCCGCGGAAACAACUUUGCAGACGACCACCACAACAUGUCAAAUCCUCAAAGAAUGCUGCGAGAAAGCGGCACCACUCUGUCAACAGAGCUCGGUGCUUAUUAGGUUACAAAAUCAGACUUUUUGUAUAUAAUGUUAAUGAUAUGUUAGACCCCACUGAAUGAUUCAGAACAUGAAGAAUCAUUUUUGUCUUGGUAACAUUUAUUUUAUAACAUAAGGAAGUGAAAUUUCAUCACCAAAGCAAAUUUUAACCCACUGGGGAAUCAAUCAAGAGUACUUUGACAACUGCUUAAAUAAAAAAGGCUUCAUAAGUAACGUAACAUUACAGAACCGUUUUGAUUCAGAAGUUAAUAUAUCCAUUUAAAUCAGGAAAUAAACAAAAAUGGCAUUGACAAAAUUAUUGACACCCUAGACUUAAUAUUUGGUAGCACAGCCUUUGGUCAAAAUAACUGCAAUCAAGCGCUUCCUAUAACCAUCAAUGAGCUUCCUGCACCUCUGUACUGGCAGUUUGGCCCAGUCCUCUUGUACAAACUGCUCCAGUUCUCCCAGAUUAGAAGGGUGCCUUCUCCUAACUGCUGUUUUCAGAUCUCUCCACAAGUUUUCAAUGGGAUUUAGAUUUGGACUUGCUGGCCACUUCAGAACAGUCCAGCGUUUUGUCUUGAACCAUUCCUGGGUCCUUUUUGAAGUGUGUUUGGGGCCAUUGUCCUACUGGAAGACCCAUGACCUUCAACGGAGACACAUUUUUCUGACACUGGGUCCGACAUUGGACUCCAAAAUACCUUUUGUAUUCACCUGAUUUCAUGAUGCCAUGCACACGUUCAAGGCACCCAGUUCCAGAGGCAGCAAAGCAACCCCAAAACAUCACAACCUCCAUGUUUGACUGUAGGAAAGGUGUUCUUUUCUUUGAAAGCUUAAUUUUGUUUUCUGUAGAGAUGGUGUGCUUUACCAAAAAGCUGUAAAUUGGUCUCAUCUGUCCACAGGAUAUUCUCCCAGAAGGAUUUUGGCAUGUUCAGCUGUGUUUUGGCAAAUUGCAGUCGGGCUUUCUUAUGUAUUCCUCUCAGCAGUGGGGUCCUCUUGGGACUCCUACAAUGUAACCCCUUUUCAUUGAGUUGGCGACGGAUUGUGCGAGUUGAAACUGUCUGAAUGUCAGCUUGAAUCUUUGUGGCAGUUGACUGAGGUGCUUUCUCCACCAUUCAAACAAUACUUUGCUGCAAUCUUCCAUUAAGUUUUCUCUUGUGGCCAUGUCCAGUGAGGUUGGCUACAGUGGCAUGGGCCUUAAACCUUUUGAUUACAUUACUUACGAUGGAAACAGGAACAUCAAGGUCUCUGGAGAUGAACUUGUAGCCUCGAUUGUCCAUGCUUGGCUCCAAUCUUGUAUCUGAUCUCCUCAGAUAAUUCUCUGGUUGUUUUGUUCAACUGCACACUGAAGACAUACAUAUGUGGAUACCAAAAUAUAUUUUAAUUUCAACAGCUUUCUGGAAGAAAUGGUGCAUUAUUUGAAAAAAGUGCAAGGGUCCCAAUAUUUUUGUCCACGACUGUACAUCUCAUUCAACCCACUUAUUAAUAAGUGUAUAUAUACUGUUGGAAGUCAUCGUAUUAUGUGCUCAGUCCCAUCCGGGGCGGGAGGUAACAUAGUGGUUAGAGCAUUGGACUAGUAAUCGAAAAGUUGCAAGAUCGAAUCCCUGAGCUGACAAGGUAAAAAUCUGUCGUUCUGCCACUGAACAAGGCAGUUAACCCACCGUUCCUAGGCCAUCAUUGAAAAUAAGAAUUUGUUCUUAACUGAGUAACCUAGUUAAAUAAAAGGUAACUCAUGCCCCACCCUGCCCUCUCUU
This is a messenger RNA of Oncorhynchus mykiss (rainbow trout), 6522 nucleotides long. Its product is annotated as AF4/FMR2 family member 1. Lineage: Eukaryota; Metazoa; Chordata; Actinopteri; Salmoniformes; Salmonidae. The record is from RefSeq and is a predicted model, not a curated record. Gene Ontology annotation, cellular component: super elongation complex; nucleus. Gene Ontology annotation, biological process: regulation of gene expression.